UUGCCAUUGCACAGUCGCCGGGGAUACUUCCAUAAUGGAGCAGAGUAAAUAUAAAGGAGAAAUAGCAAUGUACCUGCCGGAAGGACACUCUUACUUUCACGAUGGAAUCAAGAUAAUCUCGGAUUACGGCGAGAUUGAUGCAAGUGACGCGGACUGGCUAAUGGAUGCGGAGGCCAUAAGCCAGAUCUUGACAGAGGCGAUGGCUGAAAAGGACAUGGUGUACAAGUACAUACUUCAGAACCUCUUGACCACGGCUACCUUCUACCGAGGUUCCAAAAUAGAUUUUCCGUUGGACUUUGAGCAGUAUCUGCGCUUCCAGAUGCCCUUUCCAGUCACUCCGGUUUUCAAUUCCACCAAGCCAGGAUACAUCAAUCUACUAACACCCACUUCACAUCCCAUGGUUAGCAAUGGCUAUGUGAACCCGGAAAGCAUCCAGCUUCUGUUGAGGGGCAAUCUACGGGACACGAUCGCCCAACUGGACGUGAUCUACUGUCCCAGCGGAGUGCAAUACAAACUCAGUUACCGAACACAUGAGAUUGGGGAUCAGGGAUUCGUUCAUGAAAUCCUGGCCUGCGAAAAACGUGAGGCCGGCGGUAUGCCCAGCAUGGUAUCCUUCGUUUUUCUGCCAGCUCUGCAAUUCGAAUUUACGGAGCAUCCCCUCCCCCCAUUCGUGCCAUCGGGUCCGGUAUGGCUUCAUUGCUGCAGCAGUACCAUCUACUGGCUGGCUCUUUUCCAGGUCUAUCCGCAGUACGACCGACGCAGCUUCUGUCCCUAUGUGCCCAGGAUGCAGGGAAUCCAGGACGAGCGGAUGGUCAAGUACCGAAAUGUUCUCCGGCUCCUGCUUCGGAUCGGCACGGGCAACAAUAUCCCUGAUCUUUCGGAUAUAUUCGUCCUAAAAGGCUUGCAUUUUUAUAGGUUGCGAUACAACGCCACCUGCGAUUGCAGUCUUUCCCUGGCUAUGCUUUUUAUUGAGUUUCUUACUAUCCACAAGGAGAUAACAUACAACGAGGCCAUGCAAAAGUACAUGACCUUUGGUGGCCAGGAGCAGCAUUGGAUGCGGGGUGCCCUCCAGUUGGACAGCAUUGCCAGAAACGUGUCCACGUUCUACUAUUUGAACUGCAUCCACGUAGACCACCUGAAAAACUUAUUUGGUAUAAUGUAGGGUGGGAGCAUUCUCAUAUUACGUAUACGCAUCAAAGUCCGCGGAUAUGGAUUUCAAAUUUUUAUUAAGGAAAAACGGCUGCGUCCAAACAUUUGUUAAUCGGAACUAAUUCUCUAUUUGUUUGUCUGGGCUUUCGUGUAUUGGGGGAGCAAAGAAAUAUGCCACAAUUGCAAUUAUUUACAGGCCAUAUCGCAGACAGAGCUGCUCAUCUAAGCAGUUAACAACGC
Molecule: messenger RNA, 1389 nt
Organism: Drosophila ananassae
Lineage: Eukaryota; Metazoa; Arthropoda; Insecta; Diptera; Drosophilidae
Exons: 2
Coding region: 35-1162 (375 amino acids)
Source: RefSeq, a predicted model, not a curated record